This is a messenger RNA of Carica papaya (papaya), 3096 nucleotides long. Lineage: Eukaryota; Viridiplantae; Streptophyta; Magnoliopsida; Brassicales; Caricaceae. The record is from RefSeq and is a predicted model, not a curated record.
CCAUCUAAUCCCGUAUCUGUUUUUAUUGUUUCGCCAUUCCAUUCUCUCUUCUCUCUGUCUCUGACCAUUUCGAAAAGAAAUUUGACGGAACACGCCUAUUUCCGACAAACGAGCCUUGUUCCGACGACGGAGCUUUGACGUUGUUUUUUAAACGGCGAGGUCUCUGAUGCUUUUCUACUAGAAAGUGCUUGGAAGCAUUCUGUUUGCAUGACUCCUUAGAGAUAACACUUGCUAUUAGUCAUGGUAUCAAGAAAUUUUUUGCACUUGGCUUCUGGGGACCUAUUGGAUAUUCCCCAAACUCCUAGAGCUCUUCCUCGGGUGAUAACUGUGCCUGGAAUCAUUUCCGAUUUGGAUGGUUAUAGCAGUAAUGAAAGGGAUUCAGAUAUUAUGCCAUCUGUUCGAUGCGAAAGAAAAAUUAUAGUAGCAAACAUGUUACCUUUGCAUGCCAAACGAGAUACAGAAACUGGAAAAUGGUGCUUCAGCUUGGAUGAAGAUUCACUGUUACUCCAACUAAAAGAUGGUUUCUCAUCUGAAACAGUAAUAUAUGUAGGGUCCCUCAAGGCAGAUGUAGAUGCUGGCGACAGAGAUGUUGCCCAAAGACUUCUGGAGGAUUUUAACUGUGUUCCAACUUUUCUACCCCUUGAAACGUUUCAACCGAGUCAAGCUAGGGUUCUUCCUCACAGCCCAUUUCCGUCAUCAGAAAUUUAUCGAACCUUGCCUGUCCGGGAUGAGAUUCUGAAGGGAUUACUGAACUGUGAUCUGGUUGGUUUUCAGACAUUUGAUUAUGCACGGCACUUCUUGUCGUGCUGCAGUCGGAUGCUGGGCCUGGACUACGAAUCUAAGAGGGGACAUAUUGGACUUGAUUACUUUGGCCGCACUGUGUAUGUUAAGAUUCUACCAGUAGGUGUUCAUAUGGGUCGACUUGAAUCAGUAUUGAAUCUUCCCACUACUUCAGCCAAAGUGAAAGAGAUUAAACAGCAGUUUGAAGGGAAAAACUUGAUUCUUGGUGUUGACGACAUGGACAUAUUUAAAGGCAUUAGCUUAAAACUGUUGGCUUUAGAGCAACUCCUGCAGCAACAUCCCGAGUUGCAGGGCAAAGUAGUCCUGGUUCAAAUUGUAAAUCCUGCAAGGGGCUCAGGGAAGGAUGUCCAAGAAGCAAAGAGAGAGACCUAUUUAACUGCCAAAAGGAUUAAUGAGGUUUAUGGUUCAUCAAAUUAUGCACCGGUGAUUCUAAUUGAUCGCCAUGUUCCUCGCCAUGAGAAGUCAGCCUAUUAUGCUGUAGCAGAAUGCUGCAUAGUAAAUGCUGUGAGAGAUGGGAUGAACUUGGUUCCUUACAAGUAUAUUGUUUGCAGGCAAGGAACUCCCUACAUGGAUGAAGCUCUAGGUAUGAAUACAGACACUCCUCGCACAAGCAUGCUUGUUGUGUCUGAGUUUAUUGGUUGCUCACCAUCUUUAAGUGGUGCAAUUAGAGUGAACCCAUGGGAUAUUGAUGCUGUUGCUGAUGCAUUAUAUUUGGCCCUCACUGUGCCUGAUUCUGAGAAGCAAUUGCGGCAUGAGAAACACUAUCGCUAUGUUAGUACUCAUGAUGUGGCUUAUUGGUCACAGAGCUUUGCGCAGGAUUUAAAGAGAGCAAGCCAAGACCAUUAUAACAAACGGUGCUGGGGGAUUGGGUUGGGCCUGGGGUUCAGAGUGGUGUCUCUUUCUCCUAGUUUCAGGAGGUUGGCUAUUGAUCACAUUGUUUCAGCAUAUAGGAGGGCAAAUAGAAGGGCAAUAUUCCUUGAUUAUGAUGGUACUGUUGUCCCUGAAACCUCAAUUGUUAAAACCCCCAGCACUGAGGUAAUUUCCGUUUUAAAAACUUUGUGCAAUGAUUCCAAGAACACAGUGUUCAUUGUUAGCGGGAGGGGAAGAUCUUCAUUGAGUGAAUGGCUUGCGCCCUGUGAGAAUCUGGGAAUAGCAGCUGAACAUGGCUACUUCAUAAGGUCAAGUCAAGCCUCUGAAUGGGAAAUCAGUCCCCUGACUGCUGAUCUUGAAUGGAAAAAGAUUGUGGAACCUGUGAUGAGACUGUACACAGAGGCAACAGAUGGGUCCAGUAUAGAAACUAAGGAGAGUGCCAUAGUGUGGCACCAUCAAGAUGCAGACCCAGACUUUGGAUCCUGUCAAGCAAAAGAACUGUUGGAUCAUUUGGAGAGUGUUCUUGCAAAUGAACCAGCUGUUGUUAAAAGGGGUCAGCACAUCGUUGAAGUUAAGCCACAGGGAGUUAGUAAAGGUUUGGUUGCUGAAAAGGUUCUCUCGAGAAUGGCUGAUAGUGGGAAGCCACCAGAUUUUGUAAUGUGCAUUGGCGAUGAUAGAUCUGAUGAAGACAUGUUUGAGAGCAUUCUAAGCAUACUCUCCUCUAAAUCGAUGCCUGUAGCUCCGGACAUCUUUGCAUGCACAGUUGGGCGAAAGCCAAGCAAGGCUAAGUAUUAUCUUGAUGAUGUUGCAGAUGUUGUGAAAAUGCUUCAGGGCCUUGCAACUGCUUCGUGUUCAAAACCUAAAUAUCUUGCUCAAACUCAAAUCCCGGUGGCCUUUGAGAGUGCUAUUUGAGUUGAAACUAAGUGAAUGGCAGGCACAGAUUUAAGCAACUGGAUAUGCUUGCAUCGAUGAUCUGACUUGUCUUGGUAAUUCCAAUCUGGGAACAAAAUAUACUUUGAUCUCAGUUGUGACUCCGCCCCGCCCAGUUCCCAAUUCUCAGUAACUCCAGGGUCCACCUGGUCAGAAGGCUGGAUCUGACGUAUUUGCAAAGAUGGUGGAAAAUUUGACAAUUUUUAUCACGAUACAUGGUAACAUCACAUUGUAUACUUGCAACCAAUCGGUAAGCACACAAACAUCUGCGGUGGCAUUUUUACCAAAUAGGAUGGCAGCCUUUACUUGUAUAGAUACACUUGCUUUUGUCUCAAUACGAAUUUGCCUGUUUGAUACAAAAAAUGUUAUGCAGUCCUCGCUGCUAACACCAUUAGUUAGAGAUCAUGUUGAGUGUUGCCUGCCAUACAGCGGACUGAAACCGGAAGGUGUUGUAAAUAGUCACCACAUUUAGCGGCUUUAUACUUGGUUCACACA